Messenger RNA from Solenopsis invicta (red fire ant), 3435 nucleotides. RefSeq lists its product as uncharacterized. The record is from RefSeq and is a predicted model, not a curated record. NCBI's taxonomy places the organism in Eukaryota, Metazoa, Arthropoda, Insecta, Hymenoptera, Formicidae. Bases 1 to 3435 code for a protein of 1144 amino acids. The transcript is spliced from 5 exons.
AUGAACGUUAGCACAGUAGACAUAGAAGAAAUAAAUGUUAGACUAAAGAAACUGGACGAGCUUCAACGAACAUUAAGUGAAGCGUUGAUAGAAAUAGCAGCAUGUGAUAAGGAUAUUUCGGAUGAGCAGAUCGAUGCCGAAAUGGCGAUUUGUGAAGAAAAAUAUAUAGAGUUAAAGGGUGAGGCAGCGGAAACUAUUGCUUCGAUCGAAAUAUCGGAUGUCAAUUAUAAUGAUGCAUGGUCUCGUUUAAGAGAAAGAUAUGAGAACGAGCGAUUAGCGGUACAAAAUCAUAUUAAAGCUAUAUUCGAAUUACCCAUAUUAAGGCGUGAGAAUGGUAGCGUAUUACGAAAUAUUCUAGACGGAUUAUUAAAACACAUGAGAGCACUGCAAGCACUGAAACGUCCGACGGGUCAUUGGGAUGAUCUUUUAAUUCACAUUAUAACAAGCAAAUUGGAUUUCAUUACGAUUAAAGAAUGGGAAAAUACAUUAGAACCAAGAGAAUUACCAACAUUACAGGACUUUACUGAAUUUCUAAGCAAAAGGUGUCAAACUUUAGAAGCAGUUGCCAGAAGAACUUUCAUAGGAAAUCAAAACACAAAUUUAAAACAAAACUCUAAUGUUAAGGUAAUAGCACCCCACGCCGCCGUGACUGACGUCAAGUGUGAGCAGUGUAAAGGCGAUCAUCGAAUAUACCAUUGCAAAACAUUUAAAGAACUUCCUAUCACAGAAAGAUUAAAUAAAGUAAAAUCCAUGAAACUGUGUCUAAACUGUCUUAGAAGCAAGCACACGAUUAAAGACUGCACUGUCAGUAAUUGUAGAAUAUGCUCAAAAAAGCAUAGUACGCUAUUGCACGAAGAUCGUGGACCCUCGCGAGAAAAUAAAAACGAAACAAAUAAUCAAGAAACAAAAAAGGAAUCAGAUUCCAAUAAGGCAAGCACUUCCGUAUGUGCAUCGGCUCUAUCGAAACAAUGCGCGAAGCAAACGCUAUUGUCUACCGCGGUAGUAAGAAUAAAAAAUAACGAAGGAAAAUAUGUUGAAGGAAGAGCUCUGUUAGACAGUGGUUCUCAAUCGCAUUUUAUAACGGAAAGUUUUGCCAAACAAUUAAGAUUAAAGUCAACGGAGGAUAAGUUUAAAAUAAACGGAGUUAAUCGAAGCGUUUCUAGAGCGACAAAAUCGGUAAAUAUAAAACUAACAUCACGGUUCGGUACAUUUGGUACAGAAUUAGAGUGCAUAAUCAUACAACAAAUUACACCAAUGAUACCUAUAUUCGAAUGUGAUACGGUUAAACUAAACAUAUCAAAAAAUAUUAGAUUAGCAGAUCCGAAUUUCCACGUGCCGGGUCAAAUAGAUAUUCUAAUAGGCUCAGAAAUAUUUUGGGAUUUAUUCUGCAUAGGACAAAUAAAAUUAGGAAAAAAUAUGCCCACGUUACAAAAAUCAUUAUUCGGUUGGGUAGUUACAGGACCUACACAAAUAAAUAACGUAAAGAAAGCGAUACAAAUAAGUUGCAACUUAAGCAUAAUAGAUCAAAUUAACGAAACAAUACACAAAUUCUGGGAAGUAGAAGCUUACGAAACGAAUAACAAAACGGGUUUAGAUCAAGAAGAAAAAUAUUGUGAAAAAUUUUUCAAGGAAACAUACUCUCGUCAACCGGGGGGAAGAUUUGUUGUUAAACUACCAGUAAAAAAAGAAAUAUUAGCAUCAUUAAACGAUUCUAGAGAAAUAGCUUUGAAAAGAUUUUUAUCGUUAGAAAAAAGAUUCGCAAAAAAUCAAGAAUUUAAAAAUGAAUACGUCAAUUUUAUGAGAGAGUAUUUAACGCUAGGUCACAUAAAACGAAGUUUGACAAUCAAAAAAGGGCAUACACAAGUGUUCUUACCGCAUCAUGCGGUAUUUAAAGAAAGCAGCACCACAACGAAAAUAAGGGUAGUUUUUGAUGCCUCGAGCAAAGGGGCAAAGGAUAUAUCUAAGAUGUAUAGACAAAUAUUUGUACAUAAAGAGCAAACCGCGUUGCAAUCAAUUUUGUGGCGGGAAGAUCCUACAACGGAUAUCGAAGAAUACGAAUUACUAACAAUAACCUAUGGUACAAAGCCAGCAUCCUUUUUGGCUGUACGGUGCUUACACCAAUUAGCGGAAUUAGAAAAAGAAAAAUUUCCCAAAGCCGCGGAAGUAAUUAUUAGAGAUUUUUAUAUGGAUGAUCUAUUGACAGGGGGAAACUCUAUCGAAGAAAUUACAGAAUUAAAAAACCAACUAACAGAAUUAUUAGCUAAAGGAGGAUUCGAGUUGCACAAAUGGAACACGAACGUAAUUAACGCAAAAGAAAUAAAGUCAAAUAAAAACGAGUUAGUAAAACUUCAUAAAAUAGAGGAAUCAAAAUUGCUAGGAAUAUUAUGGAAUCCUUCCAGCGACGCAUUCCACUACGAGGUGGAGUCGAGGGAGCACGAAAAGCGCGCAACAAAGCGAGCCAUAUUGUCACAAAUCUGUAAAUUGUUUGACCCGUUGGGUUUAGUAGGGCCUAUAACUUUAGCAAAAAUACUGAUGCAAAAGCUAAGGAGUUUGGGCUUAGACUGGGACGAGUCGGUUCCCAUAAGCGUAUAUAAAGAAUGGCAGCAGCUAAAAUCACAUCUGCAUAUGUUAGGCAGACUAGAGAUUCCAAGAGCGAUUUUAACCGGUGAUGCAGGCACGGGGAUACAGUUACAUGGAUUUUGCGACGCGAGCGAGAGGGCUUACGGAGCCUGCGUAUACGUGAGAGAACAGAUAAGGCCAGACAAAAUAAAGAUUGCACUAAUAUGUUCAAAAUCAAGGGUAGCGCCUAUGAAAGCGUUAUCACUGCCGAGACUGGAGUUGUGUGGGGCGUCACCAUCGCGAAAAUGGCAGACCUUUGUGGCGAAUCGGGCGAGCGAAAUCCAAGGCAUUUCUUCUCCUUCGGAAUGGCAUUACAUUAAAUCUAAGGAAAAUCCCGCCGAUUUAAUCUCCAGAGGAGAAACUUCUGAACAUUUGAUAAACACAAAGUUAUGGUGGGAAGGGCCUCCAUGGCUACAAGCUAGCGAGGAAACGUGGCCAAUAGAAGGUGAGGAAUUGCCGCUGAUGGACGCACCAGAGAUGAAAAAACAAACUGUGAUAGCAGUAACAGUCAAGCAAAGUUCAGUAUUAGAUUAUGCGAGAUACUCUACCUUAGAUAAGUUAAUUAGGAUUGUCGCUUACGUUUUAAGAUUUAUCGAAAAUACAAGAUGCAAGGGCGAAAAGAAAGAAACCAUACUAGGAAAAGUAACGUUACAGGAGAAACGCAAGGAAGAAUUGAACGCGUUAAGUGCUAAAGGCAACCUAUCAUUAAAAUCAAAAUUAAAGGCUCUCCAUCCGUUCCUGGACGAGGUAUUAUACGGGUCGGAGGAAGGCUGCAACAAGCAUCAUUACCAGAAAAAACAAAGCAUCCUAUCGUAA